Messenger RNA from Oreochromis aureus, 1064 nucleotides. RefSeq lists its product as uncharacterized. The record is from RefSeq and is a predicted model, not a curated record. NCBI's taxonomy places the organism in Eukaryota, Metazoa, Chordata, Actinopteri, Cichliformes, Cichlidae. Gene Ontology annotation, cellular component: cytoplasm; nucleus. The transcript is spliced from 4 exons. Bases 137 to 1033 code for a protein of 298 amino acids. Gene Ontology annotation, biological process: regulation of DNA-templated transcription.
UACACCGCUGCGAGCGGAAGCGUGAGCGCGUGUUUAAGUUUGGUUUUUUCUUCUUCUUUUAACGCCACAUUAACAAGUUCAGUUUAUGAGUAGUUAGAUACUACCCUUACUUCUCGAGCAACACAGCUGAACCACCAUGAACAGCGAGGAGCAUUUAUCGAGGCCCAGGAAGACGGUCCUGCACCCUCUGUCCAACAGGACCCUGUACCACCCCUCCUUCCUGCCCCUGUACAGGGCCGCAGGUCUCCCACGCCACAGUCAAGAAAACGCUCAAACAGGAGCUCACCCCACCACGCCUGCAGAGUUCUUCUACACUGACCCCACCAUGUGCUGUGGCAGGAGAAUCCCUAAUAGACUCAGUGGGUUAAAGGUAUUUGAUUGCUUGCAGCUCAACACGCCACGACCCAUCAUGUCCGCCUGCCUGGCCCCACCAAACCGCCCAGACCCAUUCAGAUCAGGACCACACCCCACUAGAGAUCUGGGUAGCCCCACUUGGAGAACACAAACCAUUCACCCUCAGGUGCAGCCAAGGCGGGUUGUCCUCCAGCUUACCCAGGAGGAGGACCAGGCCGUUACUAACCUGCUGAAACUGCACCAUCAAAUGGACGACUCAAACCUCAGUCUAUUCCUCAGUCAUCCUUGCGCUAAGGAUGCUGAGGAGGGGUACAAACCUGCUCGUGGUGCACUGAUGGAGGGAACGGUUUGGUCAGAUGCAGAGCUUGAAGUCGCUGACACUCUCUCGAGUCAAUUAAAAAUAAAUUAUGUUGACUUGUUGAAGGCCCAAAACCGAAAUGAAACAGCAAAAACUCCUCCUGGUCCUCUGCUAUGCCCAGGCCCUCAAACACACCAGGAACCUGAAGCCUUACUUGCAUUAGGAAGUAACGCCUUUCCCCUGAAGACAUCCCCAGUGAUCAAGAGCAAAGUGAGUGUCUUUGAAGGGUUUAUGGAAGCAAAGGAACAGAGGCUCUCAGAUUUGGAGGGGGAUGCCGUGGACGUGCUCCUGAGCCUCAUGGAUGUUGAUAUCGUACAGUGACUGUGCUAAUAUUUCUGUUCUCGACUUUUGU